UGACCUUUAAUCUUUCGAAAGCUAACGGGUUUUCAGAAAAUUUUGAAUAACUAGGUAUAAUGUUAAGGCUUUCUGAAAUCUUAGCUAAGAAGCUCAAACAUGGUUUCGGUAUAAUUUAGUGACGGUGUUUAAAACGGUUAAUUUACAGUAAAUCUUGUCAGUGUCCAGCAGGGAGUUCCUACGAUGGAGAAAGAGGUGUCGAAGAUAAGAAGUAUGGGCCUUGGGAGCCACAACCUACCAUGCCUGCGAGCUACAAGUCAUGACCCACCUACCUCCAUGCCACUGCUUUAAGAACUUUACAGUUGCACAAUCAUGGGGACUGCAAACAAAGCUGGUUUGACAUAUCCUUUCCGCCAGGUAGCUAACGUGUUAUGUGCUUAUCUUGCAAAGGAGUACUAGUGCGCACCAUGUAAACAGGACUUGGGAUUGUAGUGAAGGAGAAAAAUCAGGGGAGGAAGCACUAGAAAUAAAACGGAAUUCUGCUAGUUCUUGUGCGUGCGCUUAUUUUUCCCUGUAAAUUCUGGGUGAAAAACUAUAGUGUUGAAUUUGUGUCCAGAGGUAAAGAAAUAGAACACAAACAAAACAAGUAUUUACGCCACAUAGCCAUAUUAUUUUGUUGUUGCCAAAACGCUCAUGUGUUUAUUCUAAGCGCCAUCAAAAACUAAUCCAGUAUAUACACAAAUAAGCACCCGAAGUGGUUAAAAAUAAAACUGGACGACGUGAAUAAUUUGUAUUAGUUUCUUUUUUUUUCCUAUGGGCUUCUUUUCGAUCUGCUUCAUUUUCGCCCGUUUUGCAAUCAGACACAUAAAUCAAUCUCAAAUUAGAUUUGAAGAAAAGGACUGACGACGAAAUUGCCAAGUCUGGUGAUGACUGUGUCAGCGAGCGCUACGACUGACUUGCCCAAGGCUAAGGUGCACCGGAAGGGCCACUGCCAGCGUCCAGCACCGGCAGCCAGGGAGGAGUGUCGCUGCUGAAAGCCCACAAGUGGUCGGUAGUCACGGCCCCCUUGUCAGGUGCCCUCUUGCAGUGUAGCCUCAGCAGUUGGAGUGGGGAGCCACACACACACAUACAGAAGUAGUAAAGCUACAUUGUUGACGGAGUUUACAACUCCCUUUGCCUGGGCCCUCAUACAAAACUGGAUUUUUUUAAACCAUUUUAAGAAAACGGGAGAAAGGAAGGAAAAGUGUUCCGUGUGACGUUGUACUACGACUUCUGUAACAGUUCAGAGCUACUUUUUGGCAUGAAAUAAUGUGACAUGGAGACCGAAGCGUUCCUUCCUUUAGGCGGUCCAGAUUCUAGAAUUUGGCCAGAUUUUCUUAUUUAAAAAGUGUGGACUACUUUGGCCUCCAACAAGUAAAAACAGUUGGGCUGUGAUUGAAGAACCAUUAUCUGUUUCCCACAUCAUCCUACCGUUAAGGGGUGUGUCAUCUGCCUGGAAACAUCGCUGUAUUCACGUUGCUAUGCAGCUACCUCAACACGUUAGAUGACACUGAAAGUUGGCCACCUUGCAACUCGAGCAGCCAUGUGGACCAGUAACUGGAAAGAUUUUUCAUCCCAAGUGAAUUCAACAUCUCUGAGCUCUCCAACACAUCGGGGAACCAUGAGUAUGUCCACUCUUCAUCCGUCCAUCAGUGGUUCGAGCAUCAGUCCUACACUGAGUUCUCCAACUCAGCUCCACUCGCCCAUAAGCACUUUGAGUUCACCAAUGAAUGGCCUUGGAUCCCCAUUUUCUGUCAUCAGUUCUCCCAUGGGCCCUCACUCAAUGUCUCUUCCUUCCACACCUGGCAUGGGUUUUGGAAGUAGCACUAGUCCUCAGCUUAAUUCACCUCUGAACCCAGUCAGUAGUACAGAAGAUAUUAAGCCACCGCUGGGAAUCAAUGGCAUCCUUAAAGUUCCAGCGCAUCCUUCAGGGGCUAUGGCAGCCUUCACAAAACACAUUUGUGCCAUCUGUGGUGACCGAUCUUCAGGUAAACACUAUGGUGUGUACAGCUGUGAAGGCUGCAAAGGUUUCUUUAAGCGCACUGUGAGAAAAGACCUCACUUAUACCUGCAGGGACAACAAAGACUGCUUGAUCGACAAACGACAAAGGAACAGGUGUCAGUACUGCCGGUACCAGAAGUGUCUCGCCAUGGGCAUGAAACGAGAAGCUGUACAGGAAGAAAGGCAGAGAGGGAAGGACAGAAAUGAGAAUGAGGUAGAAUCGACAAGCAGUGCUAAUGACGACAUGCCUGUGGAGAAAAUCCUUGAGGCAGAGCUUGCGGUGGAGCCAAAGACAGAAACCUACAUUGAGGCAAACAUGGGAAUGGCCCCAAGUUCGCCCAAUGAUCCUGUAACAAACAUUUGCCAAGCUGCUGACAAACAGCUCUUUACUCUGGUUGAGUGGGCAAAGCGAAUACCACAUUUCUCAGAUCUGCCGCUGGACGACCAGGUUAUUCUACUUCGAGCAGGAUGGAAUGAACUGCUUAUCGCUUCCUUUUCACAUCGUUCGAUAGCAGUGAAAGACGGUAUUCUUUUGGCCACUGGACUACAUGUUCAUCGAAACAGUGCCCACAGUGCAGGUGUUGGGGCCAUCUUUGACAGAGUGUUAACAGAGCUGGUGUCAAAAAUGAGAGACAUGAAGAUGGACAAGACAGAGUUAGGCUGCCUGCGAGCAAUUGUUCUCUUCAAUCCAGAUUCCAAGGGUCUGUCAAAUCCUGCAGAGGUGGAAGCCUUACGGGAGAAGGUGUAUGCAUCUCUAGAAUCCUACUGCAAACAUAAGUACCCUGAACAGCCUGGAAGGUUUGCUAAACUUCUUCUGCGCCUUCCUGCACUUCGUUCGAUUGGCCUGAAAUGCCUGGAGCACCUCUUCUUCUUCAAGCUAAUAGGUGACACACCUAUCGAUACGUUUCUUAUGGAAAUGCUGGAGGCCCCACAUCAACUGACAUAAUCACAGAAAAUGGACAAGAAAGAACUAUUUCUGUGGCUGUGAAGAGAAUUAUCAUCCCCAGAAAAAGAGAGAGCGAGAGAGACUCUGCCCAUCUCCUCUCUCCUACACUGAUUUUUCUGAUUUGCCUGGAUAAAAACUUAGAGGAGUCAUUCUGUGUCACAAGCCUUUAUUAGCUUCACUGCGUUUCAUCUUGAAUUGUGUUUGAUGAAAGGCAGUGCCUGAGAUUUGAAACACUGACUCUAAUAUAUCUAUCUUCUUGUUUGCACAUGCCCAUCAGUGGACAUUUAGCUACAGAUGCAUAUUGACUAAGGUCAGUGAAUAUUCAAUGAUCAUUGGGCUCAUACACUUGAAUAUUCUGUUUUAAAAGAAGAAGAAAAGCUGAAUGGAAAAUUUCUGAAUUUCUAACCAUUGCUGUGACGCUUCAUGUUUUCGGUCUGUGAAGUCGUGUCUUUGUUGUUUGGUGUGUUACACACACAUACACAUGCAAUUUUGUUUGAGCACAAUGCAGAUUGAUUCCCGGCUGUGCUCUUUAUAAAGUUUGACUUUGUUGUAUAUAACAGAAUGUAAAUGUAAGAACUAUUUCCCAAAGAUUUUGCUAUUCACAGUUAUUGCUGUUUAGCUCUAGUCAAUCAGAAUGUGAGACACUGAGAGUUAUCCAGGUUUCAUACAGUAUUUAAAUACAGUUUCUUAUUUGGGGCUAAGACACUGGAAAUUCUUAGUAACUGUUAGAGCAAUUUAUUUGCAAGUCUUUUUCAUACAUAUUUGAUUCAUGACUGCAUGCAUCUUCUCUUUUUUCAAUGCAGUGAUCACCAGAUUCACAUUUGACCUAGCUUUCAGGUAAAGUGCAGUACACAGAGGUCACGAUUCACAAUUGCUACCAGUUCAGUGUUUCACUUACACAUGAAGACAGGUUGAUGUAGGAAUGCUAUGGGUUAUGGUUGAGUAUUUGGGUGGUGACACACAGUGGAGGAUUGUACAGUAAGUGUUGCUGAGUAUUUUGCUUUAAAGUUUUUCACUUAAUGUUCACAGUGUUCAAGCAGCAAGAUUUGCAAAUGUCUGAAUGGAUGUUCUCCCAGUGUCAGUAAUAAGCAAACAAAAUUAAUAAUGGCAUUUCAGUGAAAGUGCUUUUUCCUUUGAGUGUGGAGUUUGUUUAGGGUCUAGUGUUUUUUUUUAUUAUGCUGCUUAAUAAAAUAGACCAGACCCACAAAUAUUUUUUUUCUGGAUGCCGUUAUGCUCGGUUGCACCAGAAAGAUGAACUUAUACCAUAUGUGUGCAUUUAACAGAAGGGCGCAUGUGUAUAAGGGUCCUCAGAAUGUGACUCGUGUCUGAAUGGCAUUGUACUUGUAUGUGCAGCUGAAGAUGUACAGGUGACAAAACAGUAUUGUCAUGUCAUUUAAAGACAAUGCACGCAGUUAACAUGUACCAGAGUACAUUUAUGUUCACAUGCAUUUGGUAGCCUCAUUAGAGGCCUUAAUGGUAGCAGCAGUACAACACCCGUAGGUGCUACAAAAUAGGAUUGGGAAUAGGCAGAAAAUCAGUAGGGCACUUGAAUGGCUACAGAGGGCACUUUUUCUUCACACAUUUUUCAGUGUAGGAAUGGCAGCAGAAUGCAUUUGUAUGUAAAGGGCUGCCGGUAGUACUUUUUGCCAUCCAUGUUAUAAUGGACUUUCCUGAGAUACCAAACACGUGAAGUACUUCAGAGGAUGUGUUUACAACAGAAAACUCAUAGCAUGUUAAUUGGCUGUAUGAAGAAACUUUACUUUUCUCUACUCUAACCCAAACUGUUUGGAUACGUACUCCUUUCACAAUGGAUCUGGCAUUUAUUUUCAGGUAUUAUUUUUCCAUUUAGGACAUUCCUUCCAAUGUUCCAAAAUUGAAUAGACAAAUUUGACAACUAUUAUAAACGCAUUUAGACUUGGAUGUGCGUUGCAUACAUAAAAUGCAUGUAUGUACUGCAUAUCUUUUGAGCCUAACAUUACUUAAACAUGUUUAUAUCAUAAUACAUUAUAAGGUAACUAGGCAGUUAACACAGUUACUUCCAGACCGCCUUAAGUGACAUGGAAAGAGAAGCUUACCAGAGGUUACUUAGUUUAUUUAGUUAUAUAAAGGUAAAUUAGCACUGUGGCCAUUUAUUUUGGACUCAUGUUGACUCUUUAAAGGAUAUUUCAGCUAGAGACAGUACCACAAAAUUAAGUCACUGAAGGCCACUUUCUGCAAUCCACACGUGGGUUUGUGUGUGUGACUUUUUUUUGUUUUUGCAGAAGACCCACUGCUCUCAAAUUAUAGCUAUAUGUAUAUAUCUGUGUAUGUAUGUAUAUACCAACUCUGUGGUUGUACAAAAGUCAAGUAAAGCAAAGAUGCCAUUAUUAUUGAAAGUGGCUUUCAGCAAAAUUACUUGAAAAUAUCAGCACUCACUGAAAAUGUCUUCAUAGACCUCUGUGGCUCCCUUGUGUGUGUGUUUUUAGCAUAAUAUAUGGAAGUAUCUUGCAGUGUGGGAAUAAGAGGAUGUGUAAAAAAUGGGGAUUCCUACCCAUAUAAAUGUGUCACAUAAACUCAUUGUGUUUGUUAGCACCUUAGUACACUGUUCAGCAGUGUUGUCCUGGCUUUUUAAGUAGCACAGUAUAAAAUGUCAUGUGAAACAGACAUGGCAUUACAGCAGCAACAUUUUGCAGGGUAAAUUAAUAUAACGGCAUUUCUCAUUUACCUUAAUUCUAUUAAAAAUAAUGCAUAUUUUCUUCUGAAUCUUUUCAACUAUGAAAGUAUCUUAGUUUGAUGCACCAAACAGAAAAUCUGAUGAUGUUAAUUUUCAUUCCAUCCUCACCUGAUAGGUUUGGAUCCAAGGCAUUGGAUCCGACUCUGCUGCUUGUAAAAGCUUGUUGCAAUCCAAACCUCCCAAGCUUGUCCUCCCCAUUACCUAAAAUCUUGUUUGCAAGCACUAAAGAAAGAGAAAACACCGGCAGGAUUUAAGAAGUGUGGGAAAUGCAGCCAAAAGAUUCCCUUUUCUGAUUCUCUUUCAGUGAUGCCCUUUCUGGAGAAACUUCCAAAAAGGUGCCUAAAUCAUCUCUGAGCUCUUCUUCAGUUUCGUCAAAGAUCUCAGAGGAAGUUUCAAAAAGGCCUUCUUCUGAUCCAAAAAAAGAACAAAAAAAUUAAGUCAUAAGAUCCAACAGGUCCAUGUUAAAUGUUCGAACAUCCAUGGUGAACAUUACAUGGUCAAGACCAAAUGUUUGACAUUUGGAUGUUCGAACAUCAAAUAAAAAAAAGAAAAAACACUUUAACCCCUGCACCCCCACACCCCCCCCUACUUAAAUAUACCAACUCCGAGACCACGCUUCAGUGCAGAAAAGGGAAAUUCUCCCUAUCUGCACUGUACGGCGCCAUUGAAAGUCUUUCUUCGAACACUCAAAAUUUCGAACAUUUGGUCUCGACCAUGUAGCAUUCGAAGAUUUGUCAGGUACCCGAUCCCAACUGCCUCAGAUCAGACAAAAGAAAAAAGUACCUCUUUGGAUUGGAUUCCUUCUUUGGAUCUGAGGUCUCUGAAAACACAGGACUCAUUGGCUGCGAAGAUCCCCAAUCCUCCAGCAUUUUUGGACACACUACCUAGGACAAGGUACUCCCCAUCUGUGGACCCUGUCUCAUUAAGGGUACCUUCUUUUCUUUACAGACCAGACUCUCCCUCCAGGCAGUCCUCUCGCUCUUUUAGGAGCCUCACAGUAGAAGAUCUGGAGAGGGUAUUGAGAUGGCUGCUUUUGGCUCAGAGCCUCCCAGUUAUUGUUUUAGCUAUUUUGCCCUGAUCCACAAGAGGAGUCAUCAAGGCAUGCUGUUCUCCACGAUUAGCCCCCCCCCCCCCUGAUUACUUUACUCUUAUCCUCCAAUUCCUGUAAUCCCAAAAUUCCUUUAAAGAGCUGCCAGUUUGAAAACCAAAGUUGCCCUCAUUGCCCCUUUUGGCCUCAACAGAUUUGGCUUCCCUUCUUACUGUGGCCUCACUUAGUUCACCAACCUUGGAUUCUGGACCCAGUUCCGGAACUCUUGUCUCAUCCGAUGGGCACGACACAUCCAGAACUCCCAAGCCUCAAGCUGACAGCUUGGUUUCUCCAAUUCCAAUAAUAGCCAGACGGUCAAUACUAUCUUCCCCUGUGCAUCACAUCUUGCUAGCUUCCCUUAAGCCAUCCACUAGGAAACUUUGUGCUAAUAAGUGGUAAAGAUUUGUCCAUUGAACUGUUCAAAAGCAUAUAGAUCUGUUCUCAGCACCAGUUAAUCAUGUGCAAGAGUUCUUGACAAAGCUUUUCAACCAGGGGGCUAGCUCUUCAACAGUGAGAGUCCAAUUGGCAGAGAUUUCUAAUUUGAUGGCCACUCACUAGCCUCUAAUAAACUAUGUAAAACCUUUUUGCAUGGCACAGUUCUUAAACCCCCUUUUAAAGAUCCCACGCCACCAUGGGGUUUGAGUCUGGUACUGUGGUCCUUGAUUCUACCACCCUUUGAGUCUUCCCAUGAUUGUGACCUAAGGUUUGGUCUUGGAAGACCUUAUUUUUAGUUGCCAUUACCUCUGCCAAACAAACUUUGGAAAUGUAGUCAUUGUUGGUGAAACAUCCAUGUCUACUUUUCUAUAAGGCUAGAGUAUCCUUAUGAACUAAUGCAUCCUUUUUGCUGAAGGUGGAAUCACAAAUCAACAUCAAUCAAUAUAUUAAUCUUCCAGUAUUCUUUCCAAACUAUCCCAACAAAGGAGAAUAUUUGCUAAACCUGCUAGAUAGACGUACAUAGUUACGUUUCUGUCUUUAUGAGACAAAAUAUAUCAGAAAAAGUGAUCAGUUGUUUGCAUCAUUUCUUGGAUUGAAGUUGAGCACACCUGUGUCUAAAGUCACCUUAGAUAAAUGGCUUACUGACUACCUCCUUUACUUAUGAAAAAGACAAAAUUGCAGGACAAAAACACCUCAAACCCCAGCAAUCUUCAGCUUUUCAGCUCUUUAAUAAAAUUGUUGAAAAACCACAGUACCACAUUGAAAAUGUUAAGCGCUUUUCGUCUGGUUCAGCGGCCAAACUUCUUCAGACAAGUAACAGCAGGUACAAAUUAACUUGUAUAAAAAAUAAAACAUAACUCUCAAAUCCAAAACCAACUAAAAUGCAUCCAUUAAAAAUUAAUUUGUCUACUCUCAGCAUAUACAGUCCUAAAAUGUUAUGCAUACAAUUUACCAUAAUAUUAUAAAAUAAAUCAAAAAGAACCCCAUCAGAACUGCAGAUGACAUUACCUACAAAACAUUUUUACAGGGGAACGCUGUCCUGUAUCCCAUUCCACCCUUAUAACUUCCUGGCUGCGCAACUACAUGGAAAACAAAACAUUCUGCAAGGCUGAAAUGGCUCACACAGCUGCAGUCUCGCAGUAGAGCUGAUAAUUGUAAAAAAGAAAAAGAAAAAAAUUGCGGGACUUGUACAUUCAGGUAGUUGAGGUUGGGGGAGAGAGAGAGAUGCUGUGAAGAUGCAAAUUUUAUAUUGCCUGUCACAGUGUAACUUAGAAAUGCAAAAAGAAAUCUGCAUGUAAGAACUAUUGCCGUGGUACCAUUUGUAUAUUUCCUUUGGUACAGGGAAUCUACAAUGUGAUGGAGGUGAAGAUGGUCCCUGUGAAAUGCUUUUCACUGUAACUUCAAGUUGCCAUAGUGCAUCAUGAUGUAUAACUUCUUUUUGUUUGCUGGUUAUUAUUACCUGACUGGCUUUAAACAAUUAAUGGGUAACUUACAAUGUUUUGUAAUAGAUCUGUUUCCUGUACUUGUAGUAACUGAUCACAUAUUCAGAAUGUUUUAUGGCAAUCUUAACUGCACAUGUACAGUUCUUCUCCUUUACGUCUGACUGUUAAACAGUUAAAACAUCUGGUUCAGUUCUUUGCUAUUUUUAGGUCUUGUGGUAGCCAUGUGAACCCAUAUUGAAUUUCAAGUAUAUCCCAUUACUUACGCCCAUUGGGGACUUCCAUUUUGGAAACUAGUAUUCUUUGAAAGCUUCUCCCAAACCUUUCAUCUCUCAGUAUUGGUGUGCGUAUGGCAUACUGGGUUUCACAACACAGAGGUUUAUCAAUGCUGUAUCCUAAGUUUAAAAAGUUUGGUUCAAAGAUUCAUAUUCAUAAAGAUAUUUCAGCUUUAGAAGUACCACAUGCACCAGAUGCUUAAAUAGCUAAACCUUAAAAUAGCUAUUCUUAAAUAAGUUACUUUUUUGUGAAUACCGUCAUCAUCCGUAUGGUACUAUGCUUACAAGGGUCUUAAGAUUUCCUUUAUAGCUAUAGAAGCCACUCCCAAGGAUUCAUUAAAGGGCCUAGUGCAAACCGUAUGGCUCAUGCUAACAAGAACCUGCUCCCUUGACAUGCCAGUGUGCGAAACAUGUUAGCCAUGAUGAGGUAAGAUGCCAUUAUUGGCUAAUUUGCAUGUCUCAGUGUUGCAUUUACUACAACGGCAUGCAUAUCAUCGCUGAUCUGCACAUGUUAGUAAACUGCUCCCUCAUGUAGGGAGUGGUAUUCUUUCCUAGUCAUUCAUCCACAUAAACAAGUACACAAAGCAUGAGCAAUCACACACACACACACACACACACACACACAUGAACACCUCAGUUCUCGUGCCCGUACCUUAUCUGUCUGGCCUCCUGUUUUCUCCAUAAUGGUUGAAAUGCCAUUGUGGCACAUAUGUCAUGCCUUGGUGAUUAAUGUAUUUUCUACACCCCGUUCCCCAUACUGCCAUUGGUUCCAUUAUGCCACUUAGAUUUAAAUGUACUCCUUGGUGGCUAGUGAAUCCCCCAACCCCAUUCCUUGUACAGACUUUGGUGCUGUUAUGGCACUUCCAUGUAAGAGUAAUCACUAGUGUAUGGUUUAUUUGCCUCACUCCCGUCUCUGUACUGUCAUUGGUGCUGUUAUGGCACUUCCAUACAAAAGUAAAUGCUAGUGUCUAGUGCAGCCACCCCAUUCCUAUACCAUGCUCUUGCUAGGUCAAUACCAUUCCUCAGUGAUGAUGGCAGUGCUGAUCUGCAGAGUCAAGCAAUUUCUUUAAUCCCCUGGUGUGUAGAUGCCUUCAGGGUGGCAUCUCCUAGGGGGAGAGCACAUGGCUAAUUAGAAUAUGCCUCUCCCUGGGACGCCUCAUUAGCAUUCAUCACCAUGGAGCCAGCUCUGGUGCUGCAUAUCUUUAUGCUAGAACACCAUGUUAGGGUGGUUGCUGAAUUGGUAAAAGGUACUGUGACAUGUAUGCAGAGAUGUACACAUUGCGGUUCCUUAGUGAAACACAUCUCCUUUAUUUUAAUUUUUAUUGAACUGAAAAUGAAAACAUUUCCCUUAUAGCAGAUUGACAUCUUUUGUCCUUUUUUCAUAGAAAGAUGUGUACUACCAUUUUCUAGCCCUCAAGGUAAAAUGUGUGCAGAUAUGUAGUAUAUUUUUGCUGGAUAAUGAGAUUAGGUUUUCUUUGAUUUUUUGUGAUUUUAUGAUAUUUUAAAAGUACAAUGCAAGUAUGUCAUGGAUGUUGUAUACAGAUGUAAUGUAGGUUUAAUUACUAGAUUUGCACCAUUGAACUUCACAAAGAGGCUUAGUAGUUUUUUUCCCUAUGUUUUCCAGGUUUGCCCUUUUGGAUGUUUGGACACUCUUGCAACUUGUUGCACGCAGCAUAAACUGACAUUCAUAUUAGCCCCUAUCCAGAGAUGAAUAUGCAGUAUGUAUAACUGUCUGAUGGGGACAUACAGUAUACAUACAUAAAUAUUUUUUUGCCAGAAAAUUGACAUUAGGAACAGCCUUAACUUAUACAAGAAUUAUUUCAUUUCAUGUAAGCCACCUCUCCACAUUUACUGCAAUUAAAAAAUAUAUGGAUGGAACAUUUAGGGCAGUUUGUAUGGUUACCAGUGCCAGCCGAUGCUGUUAUAUUUUAUGCCAGUAAAAUUUAUUUGCAAAAGAAAGCACAUCCUUAAACAAGUGUUUGUACUGAGUUUGUCUGAAAAAAAAAAAAAACAAAUGUCCCCAGUACUAUAUUUUUGCUGUUUGUUAUCAGACACAAAUGUAGCACCAUUCCCCAAAAACAUACAAAUGAUUUUUUUAACUGGUAAAAGACUACCUCGAAAAAAUACAAACUGUAGCUACUCUUUUGCUAUCACUUUGUGAUAAUGGAGAAAGGGAAAAUAAUAAUGGCCACAGUAAUGGAUUUCAGUUUGCAGUGAUCAAUCAGAGAAAUGCACCCAUACCCUGAUCACUGUAAUUAUCAAAAAAGGAAAACCACCUAGGUAAACCAGUAAAUGUGGUGUACUUCCAAAAAAAAAAACACCUGCAGUAGAAACAAAACUUUGUUGAAGAUAAUUGUAUAUGUAUGAGACUAUCUGAAUGAAAGCAUGGCCGUAGCUUGUUGCUGUCAGAUGUGUUCAGUGUCCCCCUUGCUAACAAACCACAUCAGUAAUUGUUCCGACUGGAUCGUGUAAAUGCCAUUUGCUUUCACACGCAGACAGCCACCAAAAAAGAUAAUGCGUAGCUGCUUCUGGUGAUCAACUCUGUUAUUAUGAAGACUGAAAUAUUUGUCUCAGUAGUGUACUUAAAUUUGCUGGUGUCAUUCACAGUUAUAAACACUAAUCCUAGUGACUGUAGUUAUUUGAGCAAUGAAUGACGUGCCUGACAUAGUAAUAAUGUAGUGAUUGGCUAGCUGUGUCCUGUCGUGUGAAAGGCAGGGACUGACUGGUACUAACUUUACUGUGUGACAUUCAUUCAUUCUCUGAUUACUAGUAAAGCUUGUAAUCAAAGAACGAAUAAAUGAAUGAAAAUGUCUUCACAUAAUUAAGAACUUAAGGAAUCAUACACAUGCUUAACACCUAGACUCACACGUGAUAGUGCUUUAGAAUCUGAGAGAUCUAAAAUGGACAAUUUCUGUAUUUUGUCAGGUCAAACUAUUUCCAGUUGCAUGUUAAACACAAGAUGGCAUCAUCCUGUCAUCGCUGAAGCAUUUAUUUUGAAGAGAAAGGGCCGACUUCUGUCAAGUUUUAAGCAUUUCUCAUAUUUAUUUAUUUAGAUUUAAUUUCAAAAGAUUCAGUAGUAUCUAGUCAGAUCAGUAUGUUCACUGACAAUUCGGAUCACUCAGUACAGCGGGUGUGUUUGUGUUGAUAGUCGUCUGUAUUUAUUGGUAACUAGAAGCCAUAAAAAUAUGAAAAGUAGGAGUUCCAACAAGAUGAAAGGGAAUGUGAGGCAACAAGCUCAGUACCGGCUGUGGAAUCUAGGCAUUCGUGCAUCUGACAAACAGUGAUUCACUUUUUUAGUUUUGUAGGUUUCGGCAGGUGGGAAAGGUAAUAGAGAAACAUGCAGAUAAUUGGAUUUGUGUCAUACUGCAUAAUUCCAUCGCUAAUAAAAAGAAAUGCUGGAAAAACGCCAAGAGGACAGGAUCAUUGUCACUUUGCAUACUCCAUAGUCAGUCAACAAAUGCAGAUUUGCAACGUCUGGAUGCUAUGGGGAUAGAAAAAGAUUGUUUGGUAGAGGAGAACUGUCCUAACAUCACUCCCUCAUUGUGGGAAGCAAAAAAAAAGUAAAUACAUAGAAAUUCCCAAGUUUGAGCUUAUAAUACGCAAAUACAAGAAAUAAAUCCUGACACAGAUCCAAAUUACUAUUUUUUAUUUAAAGUAGCCUUAGAUAUAACUGUAGAAAAAAAAAUAAAAAGGGGAAUACACACAUUUUUCUCAGGGUAGUGAAUUGCAAACUUAGGAACUCAAGAGAACAAAAGUGAUGCAGCAUACAGGUUCUGUGAGGCCACAUGUUGUUGUGUCUUUCGGCUUUUCCCGGUUAGGGGAUGCCACAGCGGGACUCCGGUCCGCUAAUGAUUGGCAGUUGAUUUUUACGUACUGAGUUGCCAGCUCUGACACAACCUUCAAUGAAGGUACGCCCAUUCACGCAUGUUUCCACGCAGAAGACUCUCUAGCUGAGAAUCGAUUACUGUAUUUCCAAAGGGAUCAUGGAAACCAGAUAGCUGUAUUUUUUGUUUGCUAUGUAGUGCCAGUGUUUCAGGAAUGAUGGUCUGAUUGUUUUAAGUUUGUAUUUGAAUUAGUUUCAUUGAUGGAUUGACUCAUAAUGCUUGUAUCAGUAGACAAGUGGAGUUUUUCUUUUUUAUCCCAACCCUUUCCCCUUACACUUGUUCUGUCAUUGUAUAAUUAGUGGGAUCGUUGAAAUACCUGGAAAUGCUGAACUGAUUCAGAGUCAGGGUUCUGUUGUCCCACUGUCUCAGUUAAGAUUCUUAUGUCAUUUCUUUUCAUUGUGGAAUUGACAAGUGGAGAGAGUUUUGAGUUGGUAUAAUGGUUAAGAUGUUUACCUCACAGACGCAAGUUACAGGGUUUGAUUUUCACCUUUGAAAGGGAAAUUAGCUAGGCUUAAAAUGGCCCACAAGGGAAGCUAGUCUAUUACUUACCUGUGAGCAAAGUGGCCCCAUGACCUACACUGCGUGAAACAGCACUGUGUGCUGGUUGGAUUUAUGUCCACCUUUUGGUUAGCAGGUAACAUCUGUUUCCAUUCUGCCACAGAGGACGAGAAGACCUUCAUUGAAAAAUUGACAUUGUCUGCCAUCCCCACUGAUGAAUACUUUAGUAUAUUAAUUAGAACUGGUAUUCCUGUAUUGUACAUAAUGACACUGCUGUUACAAUUGAUGAAUACUUUGGUAUAUUAAUUAGAACUGGUAUUCCUGCAUUGUACGAAAUAACACUAUGUUGAUAGUCUCCAGUGACAUCAUAGCAGUACCAUUAUAAGGGUGUGUGGCUGUCCGAGGUUUCACUAGCCCUUAGAAAUACUAUGGACAGCCGUCAUUUAAGUUUUACCUGCUAAAAUGUAUUUUGUUAUGGAGGGGAUUUUUAACUUCCCACCUGAAAAUAUUUUUUCCUGUUCUGGUAGCGGUAUAAAGAUUAGAGCAGUUAUAUAUGAUGAUGAUAUUUAGCACAUUUUUUUAUUGAUUUCAGAGAUUUUGUGAGUAUCUAAAUUUUAGAUAUGCUUUGUAUUCCUAUUAGAUGAGCUUUUUUAAAUGUGAAUUUGAACAUUUCUUCGGUCAUAUCCAUAAUAUACAGCUUAAGAAAUUGUGGGACUCACCCUACUGAGUAUGCUGGAAUACAUCUAAAGCUGCUUUCUACUUUGUCACAUACAUACAUCAGAUGCAGAACAGUAGGAAAAAAAUAAUUUUACCUGGAGGUCCAAAAAACAGUUACUCGAUAAGUAGAAUUUUGCUUCUUUACUGUCUGUGGGGCUUUGUAUUUUGAAAUAAAUUUAACUAUUCAUGUAAAGACAAAUACUUAGCAGCAUGAAAACACUAAAACUAACUUGGUUUAGAAAUGCAGAAUUACAUAGUAAACUAGAGCUCAAAUUAUUUUGCAGAUUUCUCAGUAAUAUUUGGGCUCUUUAGUAAUACCACACUGUUACAGACUAAACGCGUUUAUUGGUAAAGCAAACAGCAUAUUACAAAUUGAAAUGUUGGAUUUUGUUUCAUAUUUGUUAGCACUAAGAGCCGGGGUUCAAAAUGUUGUUUCUAAAUGAGCACUUAAAACUUGUUCUUAAGCUUUUUGAAGUACAUAUGUUUGUAUGCAUAUGUGUUUGUGUGCAUUAUGUGAGAAAAGUUUGUUGUCUGUUUUCUAGCCAUUGCCAUCCAGAUAAUUGUUAUCCAUCUUUUUUAGCAGUUAUUUCACAUCAGGCUAUCAGAGUUUUUACCACUGUAGCCAAAUGGAGAUUACUGUCAUGCAGCAUUAGUUGUCAUCGCCUCAUAUACCUCUCUCGUUUUUAUUUUCUUUGUUUGUGUCAAGCCACUUGGAAACUGAUAAAAUGAGUUAUUUCCUAUCAGAAUAUCCAGCUCUACUUUUAAUGCUCGGUUUGUCUUUGAAUGUUGUAGAGCAACUGAAUUCAGAUACAUUUCUUUCAGUCAGUGGUUUAUUUGUAGAUAUGCCAUCAGGCAGUAAGUACUUGUCUCAGUGCAAUGUACUGAAACUGUCUUGUAGUUUAUCCGCAAGUGAACUGAAUGCUGAUGUCUUGCAUAAAACACAAAAGUGACCUUUCUUUUCUUAAGUUAAAGGCUGGAUGCAUACAAAAGUCAACAUGUGGCUAACCAGGCGGUAUAGUUCGCAUUGCUGAAAAAUAGUGCAUGCUCUAAUUUAAUGUAUUAUACGUUUUAUGAAAUUUAGGAAAAAGUGUUUGCUUAAUUGGUUAAACUAAGAUUUUCCAAUUAGAGAUGCUUGCUUUUUUAAAAUAAUUGUUAAUUUCUUUCUUAUGCUUCGGGUUUCAAUGAAGUUAGGAGGAAAAGUGUGUGCAACAGGUGUUUGGCUGUAAUACAAAUUGCCCAGAGACGCAUCUAUUUUAAGAUGGGUCAGUGGCAGCUGGAUUGAUGUAGCUCUACCUUACCCCAGCAUGUAGUAAUGCCUUUGGCUAUAGACCCAUAGCUAAAAUUUAGAAAAAAAAGUGUCUAAAGAAAAAUAUAUAUAUUUUUGUACAAAAUGUAAUUUUAUCCCUUCAUCUAAUCUUGGAUAAUACUUUUUUGGUUUCUUUCUCUGGAUUGUUGUAUACAUUCUCUGUGCAACUGUUGAUAUUCUGAGUAAAAUGUCAAGUAAAAGAAAAACAAUCAAAAGAGGUUUUUAAACAUUUAAGACUGUGUAUCAAAUUAUUGCAGAGAGAGUUGCUUAGUGGAUACCUUUCCCUUGUAAUUUUGUCUGUUUUAUUUUCAUUUUAUGUUUAUGUAACCUGGCAUUUCCGCAGGCCUGCUCAACUGUGAAAUAUUCCACAACCCCAUAUGUUUCUGUUAGAAAUGCCAAUAUUUUUGAUGAACAAUAUUAAAACUGUUAAUUGUGAACCUUUUAAAUGAACAUUUCACUCAAUUUUCUUCUCAUGUUGGUGGUCUUUUUGGGUGCUGUUCCUUGUUCUGCUGCUGUUUCAGUCUGUGUUCUAGUGAGCCAUUUCCAAAAAUGUUUUGUUUGAAUGAUACCUGCAGCUGUGUUGGACCUGUCCUUCAGCUAUAAUGUUGCAGUGUAUGUUAUGUGAGUUAGAAUAAAAAAAAAAACACCUGUUUUACAAGCAGCUGCCAAAACACAAAAUCACAUCACUGAUAUUUGUGUAAUUUCCUGCUUUGCACAUUGGCGUUUUAGUAAUUCCGUUUUUGAUAGCACACCAUUUUCCAGAAUUACCCCCUUCCCAACCACCAGUAGUAUUCAUUUAGGUGGUUAAAAUCUUGUACUAAAUUUUCAAAAGGAAAUCCUUAAACAUCUAAAUUGCUUUUCAGUAAACUGAACCAUUUCCUCUAAGGUUUAAUAAAAUUGCUACAUGUGAUAUUCAUCCUUUGUAUUUUUCCUGAUGUGGUUAGUAGUAAACCAGUGGCAAUCUCAUUGUGGUAGGUAUUUGAAAGGGGUUUCAGUAGUAAACUGAACCAUUUCCCCUGAGGUUUAAUAAAAUUGUUACAUGUGAUA
Protopterus annectens (West African lungfish) is the source of this 16327-nucleotide messenger RNA. It is a transcript of the gene RXRA, whose product is annotated as retinoid X receptor alpha. Gene Ontology annotation, cellular component: nucleus; RNA polymerase II transcription regulator complex. The transcript is spliced from 12 exons. The coding region runs from base 1484 to 2926 and encodes 480 amino acids. The record is from RefSeq and is a predicted model, not a curated record. Gene Ontology annotation, biological process: positive regulation of transcription by RNA polymerase II; retinoic acid receptor signaling pathway; response to retinoic acid. Gene Ontology annotation, molecular function: retinoic acid-responsive element binding; nuclear receptor activity; zinc ion binding. NCBI's taxonomy places the organism in Eukaryota, Metazoa, Chordata, Ceratodontiformes, Protopteridae.